Ylistrum balloti is the source of this 1119-nucleotide messenger RNA. RefSeq lists its product as uncharacterized. The transcript has a single exon. NCBI's taxonomy places the organism in Eukaryota, Metazoa, Mollusca, Bivalvia, Pectinida, Pectinidae. Gene Ontology annotation, molecular function: zinc ion binding; nucleic acid binding. The record is from RefSeq and is a predicted model, not a curated record. Bases 1 to 1119 code for a protein of 372 amino acids.
AUGGAUAGUGACCAGUUAGAGAAGAUAAAAGAUGUGUUUGCAGAGAUGGGAGUUACUCCGAAAUGUGAUUCUGCUGAAGAGUUCAAGAACUGGAUGUUAGACUACAUGUCAUCAACAGGAGCCAUCUCAAAGUCAGGGAAGGAUGUUAAACCAAAGGAACCUAUUGCUGGAGGACCAUCCAAACAGCAUGUGUUUACUCAGCCUCCACGCCUACCAUUCUUUAGUGGUGAUCCUACAUCUAAGGGAGAAGUUCCUUAUGAGCUCUGGAAAUAUGAUGCUGACUGUCUACUGCGAGAUGAGACCAUCCCCAAGGAAACAGCUUUACGUGUCAUCAGAAGUUCUUUGAGGGGAAAUGCAGGGAUGAUUGCUAUGAGACUUGGCCCCAAAGCAUCAGUUGGUGAUUUACUUGCCCAUCUGGAAACCAACUACGGUGUUGUUGAUGAUCACGAGGCUCUUCUUGGGAAAUUUUUCAGCGCACACCAACAGGAAGGAGAGGAUGUUGCCUCCUGGGGUUGCAGACUGGAAGAUCUUUUGAUGAAGGUGUCAAGAUGCGAGAUGUUGUCUCAAUCAAAGAGGAAUGAUAUGCUUCAUAGUCGCAUAUGGAAAGGACUCUUACCCAAGUUGAAGGAAAGAUCAGCAACAAAGUAUGAGCUUACUAAAGACUACAACGAGCUGAAAGUGGAACUUAGGAAAUUGGAAUCUGAAAUGAAGAUGGAAGGUACAGGGGCCAGUGCCAAGUCAGCCACUACAAAGAUGAUAGAUGCCAGUGUUACAGAAGAUAGUCGACUGGAUAAGUUAGAAGGAAAGAUUAAGCAGCUUUCUGCGGAUGUCAAGUCAUGGAAAUCGAGUGCACAUCAACAGAAGAAGCCUCAUAAGUCACAGGAAUACCAACAGUAUCAACAGCCUACUAAGAAGAGAGAACACAAGGAGCGUGGUGAUACCUUGAACAGGAGUGAUACUGAUGAUUCCUCCAAUGAACCUCAGUGCUGGCGUUGUGGACAGUAUGGACACAUACAGCUAGGAUGCAAGGUCAGACUUGAUCAUCAACGUAGAGGUCAGUUCAACAACCGAGGUCGUCAUUUAAACGGAAAAGGACCUGUGGGAAGGGGACGGCCAUAG